Molecule: messenger RNA, 1943 nt
Organism: Bemisia tabaci
Lineage: Eukaryota; Metazoa; Arthropoda; Insecta; Hemiptera; Aleyrodidae
Gene: Elp3
Product: elongator complex protein 3
Biological process (GO): tRNA wobble base 5-methoxycarbonylmethyl-2-thiouridinylation
Cellular component (GO): cytoplasm; elongator holoenzyme complex; nucleus
Molecular function (GO): acyltransferase activity, transferring groups other than amino-acyl groups; iron-sulfur cluster binding
Source: RefSeq, a predicted model, not a curated record
AGUUUGUUUACCUCCUACUCCUCAUCACAACUCGCGCAAUUCACGUGUUUUUUCCCACUUCAUUCCCAGGUUUGUGCUUGAAAUGCUGUGUACCUCUCCGCAAACACCUUUUCGUUUUUUAAACCUUUAAAGGCGUGUAAUCAGCAACGCGCUUGGAUAUUCAACCUUUCAGCACAGGUGUUCCCUGCAUCAUGGGAAAAGUCAAUCGACCAGAACUAGCCAAGUUGAGUCAUCAACAACGCACAGUUGUCACCAUCUCUGAGAUAAUCCAAGAACUACUAGAGGCCCAUCGUGAGGGUAAGGAUAUCAAUCUGAACCGGCUGAAGACCCGUAUAUCUUCAAAGUAUGGCUUACACACAUCACCAAGAUUGGUUGAUAUUAUUGCAGCAGUGCCUUCGGAGUCCAAAAAAAUCUUGUACCCAAAAUUGAAAGCUAAACCGAUCCGAACAGCCAGUGGGAUCGCUGUCGUUGCCGUCAUGUGUAAACCACAUCGUUGCCCUCACAUUAAUAUGACAGGGAACAUCUGUGUGUACUGUCCUGGAGGUCCGGAUUCAGACUUUGAAUACUCUACCCAGUCGUACACGGGCUAUGAACCGACUUCCAUGAGAGCAAUUCGUGCACGUUAUGAUCCAUACUUGCAAACUAGACACCGUGUUGAACAGCUGCAACAGCUAGGUCACAGUGUGGAUAAAGUCGAAUUUAUUGUGAUGGGAGGUACUUUCAUGAGUUUACCUGAGGAUUACCGAGACUACUUCAUUCGAAACCUUCAUGACGCCCUAUCUGGUCACAGCAGCAGCAACGUAGACGAGGCUGUGAAAUACUCUGAGAGGAGCAAAGUGAAGUGCAUUGGAAUCACAAUAGAAACGAGGCCCGAUUACUGCCUGAAGCGGCAUCUUUCAGACAUGUUGCGGUAUGGCUGCACUAGACUUGAAAUUGGAGUUCAAUCUGUCUUUGAAGACAUUGCAAGAGACACAAACAGAGGCCACACUGUGAAAGCUGUCUGUGAAAGUUUCAAUCUUGCCAAAGAUGCUGGUUUUAAAGUGGUUGCUCAUAUGAUGCCUGACCUGCCAAACAUGGGUGAAGAACGUGAUAUUGAGCAAUUUAUUGAAUUUUUCGAGAACCCAGCAUUUCGUGCUGACGGUUUGAAAAUAUAUCCCACCCUUGUCAUUCGAGGUACAGGCUUGUAUGAACUCUGGAAAACGGGGAGGUACAAGAGCUAUCCUCCCAAUACUCUUGUCGAUUUAAUAGCACGAAUAUUAGCGUUGGUCCCUCCAUGGACAAGAGUGUACAGAGUUCAAAGAGAUAUUCCCAUGCCUUUAGUAAGUUCUGGCGUUGAACAUGGUAAUUUACGUGAAUUAGCAUUGGCAAGAAUGAACGAUUUAGGAAUCACUUGCAGAGACGUCCGAACACGAGAAGUAGGCAUUCAAGAAAUUCACCACAAAGUGAAACCUUAUGAGGUUGAAAUCAUCCGGAGAGACUAUGUUGCAAAUGGAGGAUGGGAAACAUUUUUGUCGUAUGAGGAUCCGGAACAAGAUAUUCUUGUCGGUUUACUUCGAUUGAGGAAAUGUUCUCAAGACACAUUUAGGCCCGAGCUAAAAGGAAGCGUUUCGAUAGUGCGCGAACUUCACGUGUAUGGCAGUGUGGUACCUGUCAAAGCACGAGACCCAACCAAAUUUCAGCAUCAAGGUUUUGGAAUGUUGUUGAUGGAAGAAGCAGAGAGGAUAGCAAGGGAAGAGCAUGGCUCAACGAAGAUUGCUGUUAUUUCAGGCGUGGGCACAAGGAAUUAUUAUCGAAAAAUGGGCUAUGAACUUGAUGGACCAUACGUAUCAAAGAGUUUGGUUUGAACAGCGUGAACUUCCUCAAAAGGAGGAGUGAAAUACAUUUUGUGAUUUGAGUAUGCAUCUGUUAUAUUUUUAUAUGUUAAAUAAAAAAUUAAGACUAGC